UUUUGAGUCUAAGUGUUUCUCAUUCAGCUGGAGUUGACCUUGUAUUUGUAACUCACCCCCGAAAUUACAAUAUGCUGUUUUACAUUUUGUUAUUUGUUGCUGGUCUAAAUCCUAAAAUGGAAAUGCAGAAGAAUCUGUGCCUUCUUGGACAGUAAUAAUAGUUUAUAUGGUGCUCUUCGAUGUUCCAGUUGGCAGAAAGCGAUGAAAUAAAACCUCCACUGGCUGAAGGAGAAGAGGCUCUGGAAAAGUACGAGUAUGUUGCCCAUUAUAUCAUCUAGAAGAAAACCCUUACAGAAUCACCCACCACAACAGGACCAAGCGGCGUGGUAACGGGCAACAGCAGCGAAAAGAGGAAUGGAUAUGGGAGGACGGUUUGGACGGCAAGAAUAUGGACUAUACUACUUGGGAGGAAAUAAGACAGGUGGGCGGUCGACCCAGGGAGAGUGCCGGAGCCCGCCUGGGAUUCGAUGGAGCAGUGCGCGGAAGGUUACAGGAGAAUGAGGUUGGCGAAGCAAGCACGGCGGCGUGGACGGAAGCCUGAGAGUCAGCCCCAAAUAUUUCUUGGGGGGAGGCACAGGGGGAGUGUGGCAGAGUCAGGAGUCAGACCUGAGCCAACUCCCCCCGCUUAUCGUGAGGAGCCAAGGAGGAGCUCAGAACCAGAGCUGGUGUUGGAGGUGAGCGAAGCAGAGACUGUGAAGGAGUUAAUGGGGAAAUUGGAGGAGAGAUAUAUGAGGGAGUUGCUGUGUUGGUGCAUGAGACACGGAAUUCGCCCGACGGAGCGUGUCGGGGAUUUGAUGACACCUGGGUCAGCUCUCCAUACUCGUCCUGAGGUGCGUGCUAGUCGGCUGGUGAAGAUGGUGCCAGCCUCAUGCACCAGGCCUCCUGUGCAUCUCGCUAGCCUUGCACGUCCUGUGCCAUCUCAGCACUACAGUGCUCUUAGAAGUGCUAACCAUGGCGAGUGUGGUGCUGGUCUGGCACCGUGUUAUGCGGUGGUUCGCACGGUGUCCCCAGUACGCGUGCUUAGCCCGGUGCGCUACAUCCCAGCUUCCCACAUCUGCCGGGCUAGGGUGAAGAUCCAGCCAGGGCGGUUAGUGCCAGCCCUGCUCUCAAGAUCUCCAGUACGCCUUCACGGUCCGGUCCAUCCAGUGCCACCUCCACACACCAGCCCUCCGGUGGCAGCUCCCCGCACCAGGCUUCCUGUGCGUGUCCUCGGCCCAGUACCACCAAUGCCAGCACCACGCAUCAGGCCUACAGUGCGUCCCGCCUGUCCAGCGCUGCCGGAGCCUUCCUCCUCUCCAGCGCAGCCAGAGUCUCCCGCCUGUCCGGCGCUGUCAGAGCUCCCGCCCCUCAUGCCAGAGACGCCAGAGACCCUCAUUCCAGAGGCGCCAGUGCUCCUCAGUCCAGCGCUGCCAGAGCCUUCUCCAGCGUUGCCGGAGCUUCCCGUCUGAGCUACCCGUCUGCCCAGCACCGUCUGAGCUACCAGUCUGCCCAGUGCCGCCAGUGCCGCCAGUCUGCCCAGCGCCGCCAGCGCCGCCAGUCUGCCCAGCACCACCAGUCUGCCCAGCGCCGUCAGUGCCGCCAGUCUGCCCAGUGCCGCCAGUCUGCCCAGAUCAGUUAGAUCCGCCAGUCAGCCAGAAUCUGCCAGUCAGCCAGGAUCAGUUAGAUCCGCCAGUCAGCCAGGAUCCGCCAGUCAGCCAGGAUCCGCCAGUCUGCCAGGAUCCGCCAGUCAGCCAGGAUCCGCCAGUCAGCCAGAACUGCCAGUCGGCCAGGAUCCGCCAUUCAGCCAGGAUCCGCCAUUCAGCCAGGAUCUGCCAGAUCCGCCAGGAUCCGCCAGUCAGCCAGGAUCCGCCAGUCAGCCAGGAUCUGCCAGUCAGCCAGGAUCUGCCGGAACCACCAGCCAGCCAGGAUCUGCUAGAUCCAUCUACCUGCCUGAGCUUCCCCUCAGUCCCGAGCUUCCCCUCAGUCCGGAGCUGCCCCUCAGUCCAGUGGGGCCCGUUGUUAGGUUUCCUAGGCCAAGGUUAGCGGCGAGGGUCGCCACUCAAGGGACGCUAAGGAGGUGGACUAAGACAAUUAUGGAGUGGGGUCCACGUCCAGCGCCAGAGCCGCCACCGCGGACAGAUGCCCACCCAGACCCUCCCCUAUAGGUUUAGGUUGUGCGUUCGGAGUCCGCACCUUGGGGGGGUUCUGUCACGUUCUGACCAUCGUUCGUAUGUGUUCUCCUUGUUUUAGUGUUGGUCAGGACGUGAGCUGGGUGGGCAUUCUAUGUUGUGUGUCUGGUUUGUCUAUUUCUAUGUUUGGCCUGAUAUGGUUCUCAAUCAGAGGCAGGUGUUAGUCAUUGUCUCUGAUUGGGAACCAUAUUUAGGUAGCCUGUUUUGUGGGUGAUUGUUCCUGUCUCUGUGUUUUGCACCAGAUAGGACUGUUUUAGGUUUUCGCACGUUUGUUGUUUUGUUGGUUUAUUUGUGUACAGUUUCUUUAUUAAAGUACAAUGAAUAACAACCACGCUG
Oncorhynchus nerka (sockeye salmon) is the source of this 2504-nucleotide messenger RNA. Its product is annotated as proline-rich protein 36-like. The transcript is spliced from 3 exons. Lineage: Eukaryota; Metazoa; Chordata; Actinopteri; Salmoniformes; Salmonidae. The record is from RefSeq and is a predicted model, not a curated record. The coding region runs from base 468 to 1448 and encodes 326 amino acids.